Messenger RNA from Pimephales promelas (fathead minnow), 2672 nucleotides. It is a transcript of the gene rab41, whose product is annotated as RAB41, member RAS oncogene family. The record is from RefSeq and is a predicted model, not a curated record. Gene Ontology annotation, molecular function: GTPase activity; GTP binding. NCBI's taxonomy places the organism in Eukaryota, Metazoa, Chordata, Actinopteri, Cypriniformes, Leuciscidae.
AGGCGCUGUAACACUCAGGAAUCAUCAGCUAUUAGCGCUCCGUCACUGGACUGUACAGAGUCCCUCGUCCGCGCACAGAAAAUAAUAUUUAGAUAGCUGCUGUAUAUUAUACUCGAAAAAUAUGUCUACUACGACCGGUGGCGGAGAGUUUGGCAACCCUCUGCGGAAAUUUAAGCUGGUUUUCUUGGGCGAGCAAAGCGUGGGCAAAACUUCACUUAUCACCAGGUUUAUGUAUGACAGCUUCGAUAAUACAUAUCAGGCAACUAUUGGUAUAGACUUUCUGUCAAAAACCAUGUACUUGGAAGACCGCACGGUUCGGCUCCAGCUAUGGGACACUGCAGGGCAGGAGCGCUUCCGCAGCCUCAUUCCCAGCUACAUCCGAGACUCCACUAUUGCUGUGGUGGUCUAUGACAUCACCAAUCUCAACUCCUUUCAGCAAACCUCAAAGUGGAUAGAUGAUGUCAGAACAGAGAGAGGAAGUGAUGUCAUUAUCAUGUUGGUUGGCAACAAGACAGACCUGGCUGAUAAAAGGCAAGUGUCAUUAGACGCAGCAGAGAAAAAAGCCCGGGAUCUGGGUGUGAUGUACAUAGAGACCAGCGCCAAAGCUGGUUAUAACGUCAAACAGCUGUUUCGUCGUGUUGCCGCAGCUUUGCCUGGAAUGGAUAGUACACCAGAGAAAAGCAAAGAGGACAUGAUCGAUAUCAAACUGGAGAAGCCUCCAGAGCUGCCUGUUACCGAGAGCAGCUGCUCCUGCUAGUAACAACCCUCGGCCCCCCACCAGGUCCUGCGUCCCCCUCACUCCACCCCCUCACACACCAACAGCUUGCCUCUCAGUGGUCACUCGCUCCUCUCACGGCCCCGUGUCAUGAGCGGAGAACUUUUUUCUUUCUCUUCGACUCAGUGACUUUUCAGAGUAACCGUGUGGAUGUGCUUUUACUCUGUAUUAAAAUGGAUUCCAAAAAUGCAUAUAUUGUUAACGGAAAAGUAAAAUCACAGCAUAGAUUUAAUGCAAAAACCAUUCAGAUCCUCAUCUGUUCUGGCUGCAUGGCAUUAUAUGGGAUUGCAGACUGACCUAAGCUCAGAAAACUUAAGUUUUCACACAUCCGUGCCAUCAUAGUUGUGAAGUUAACAUGUUUCAGAGCUGGGGCUGAUGUUAUCAUUUUUAGGCCUUUUUUGCCUUCUUUUUUAAUUUAUCUGGAGGAAGAAUUUAUGGCUGUUACCGAUUCAGAUAACAAAUUUCAACUUUGUUUUUUCACAUGAACAUCACACUAUUAUUUUGUUUGUGUUUUUUUUUUUUUUUUGCCAGAAGUUAUUUAAAAGAAAGAUACAGAACGAAUCUCUUUGAUUUUGUCUUGAAAUAUCACCAUGGACACAAUAUUCUGUAUAAUUGGAUGCUUCCAUGUUAAAUAUAGUAUAUGGGACCAGAUAUCAUUUUAAAAUUGUUUUGUUUUAGUAUAUAUACAUGUAUGGACAAGAAAAUUAGCAGGUUUUUUUUUUUUUUUUUUUUUUUGCGAUAAGCCUCAUUCUGGACAGGCUAAUUUUAUACCGAAAUCUUUGGAGGGUUGCAUGGAAGUAGAAUGUAUUGAGCUGUUGGGGAAAAAAAAUGGGAUUUAAUGUUCUUAGAAAAGGGAAAAUUACUAUUUAAUUUUGUUCAAAUUCAAAACCGAAGAUAUUAAAUGACUUAUCCACGACCAUACUCACAAAACCUAACGUUAAUUGUGAAAACGUGUAUGUACUAACAAAACUAUUGUAAUGUCGCUCUGAGCUUGGAUGUGGAAAACAUCAGUAAUUCACACUAAUUCUGCUAAGUUUUUGUCUUGUUUUUGCUGCGCAAGUGUAGGGACCGCAUGCAGUUUAGAAGACAGUUUAACACAAAAUGCCUUGCUUGUUUGGUUGUCAUGGUGCACCAAAUCAGGCCACAGUGCUGUGGUUUGCUCGAGCCUAUUAACAUUGCAUACAGAUAAUGAGGUUUUGUUCAUUGAAACAGGACAUUUCGAUUUCUUCCUUCAAUACGGCUAUCGCUUGGUGUACAGACACGUCUUGGUAUUGCUCGUCGUAAGACUGUUGGUUUCAUGUGUUUAUUUAUUAUCUCACUAGUUAGUGAUACAAUGUGUUGUAUGCUUGAUGGGAAUGGCAGUUAGCAAUGUGUGGGAAUCAAAGUUUGAUGUAUUGCAUUGCUGCCUGGCUACUCUAUCACAAAGACCUAGUCGUGUCACAAUCGUGCCACUCUUAAAGACAUUCACGCCCCAUCUGUAAUGCUGGGUUUCUACAGUAUAGCUUGAAUGGGCUUUUAUUUGCUGGAGAGGUAUCACCAAGUCCCCCCCAGCACUGUCGCUUUUCCUCUCGUUCAACUGUAAACCGACAAAUCCUUUCAUCACUAAGACUUUAAAAAAGGGCAUCAAGUGUGUUUUAAACAUUAACAUUUACUAUGGUUUGAUAUGUAGGAAAUGAAAUAAAUAAGAGUGAAAACCCUCCUGAACAGCUCUAUCACGUGUCACUCACUGAAUACUCAGCUGUGUGCUAUUCUGAAGUGUGUUGGUCUGUUUGAAAUACGCUGUCUAAUAGUGUUUAGCUAAGUUUGUGUGACAAAGUACUAUUAUUAUAUGCUGUAAAAAAUGGACGGUUAAAGAGACACCAAAAUGUAUCACAAGAAUAAAAGAUAUUUCACCAGA